Messenger RNA from Bursaphelenchus okinawaensis, 5140 nucleotides. The record is from the annotation of a GenBank genome assembly. NCBI's taxonomy places the organism in Eukaryota, Metazoa, Nematoda, Chromadorea, Rhabditida, Aphelenchoididae.
AUGAGCUCAGGUAAGAAUCUUUUAACCUAAAGUAAUAUUUUACGCUUUUCUGGGGCGUUUUUUACUUCCAGUAUAACAAAAAGUAGCAUAUUUUGAUGAUAAUUCAAUAUAUUAUAAUUUACUAAUAUUCGUAUUUUAGACCCAAUCUCCCACUACACAUUCCCAUCGACCUCUAUGUUAACCGAGCUAGCCAGUAGAUCAAAAACAAAAUGUGGAGAUUGUAUAGGAUGUUUGCGACAGAAUAAUUGUGAAAAAUGCCUGAAUUGUAUAGCAAAAAGACCUUGUUUAAAAAGGCUUUGUGUUCAAACUCAAAUCAUUCUUGAAGCUAAUGGGCGGCAUGAGGAUGGUGAGUCGGAAAAUUUUUUAAAAAAUAAUUUGAACUUUGGGGAAAAUUUUAAAGUUUAUUGAAGUUUUUUUUUGUAAAAUAAGAUCCGUAAACUUGAUAUAAAUAGAAUAUUUUUUGAUUUUAAUAGCUUUAACUAUGACUAAGAAACACAUUUUUUACUUUUUUUUAUAAUUUAGUCAUCAAAAAACAGUCUUAAUCAAAAAAUUGUUUUUGACUGCACCGUGCAAACGUUAAAAUUUACUUGCACAAUGCAUUUUUUAACCUUUUAGUCACGGUUUUUGGAAUUUUUUGUAUUAGUUUGCUCUUUUGUCGUAUUUAGAAUAAGUUCUCUAAAAAUUUUAAAAAAAUGAUAUUAAAUUUGUCAUUUUAGAGAUACCCAAGUCCAAAAAGCCCCAAAAGAAGAUAGGACGACCAAAAAAGGCACCACACGAGAGGAAGCCACGAAAAAGGUCUACAACAACAUCGUCACAGCCGAAGGAACGAAAACUAAGGAAUCAGAAGCAGCAGAAGGUCACUGUGAUAUCAAAAGAAGAGGUACGAAGGUCGCGUCAAAAGAAUUGGUCAAUUUUCUUAAGGAAACAGUGGAAAAUUGGACAAUUCUUUUUGACGCGGGCGGGUUUGGUGGGAUAACUUUAUAUUUUGGGCUGUUUUAGGAGAUUGUUGGUAUAGGAGGUUGCAGAUGCGUUAAAUAUAGAAGAUGUAAUAGACUAUAAAGAAUGUCAUGAUCGAAAGAAUUUUUUAGGACAAGGUACCACGACAUUGUUAUGGACCAAAAUGUGACAAAGCCGCCCGCUUUGGCUCAAAAUAUUGUUCAGAUGAAUGUGGCCAAAAUCUGGCUAGAAAACGAAUUGCACUAUUGUUACCUAAGCGUGUACAAGAACACUAUGAACAGUCCCCAAUGUGGAAGGUCGAAACAGACGAAAAGGUGGCGAUAUUAAUGAAGGAACAAGACAAUAUCAAUGAAAGGAUGAAGAUAAUGACGGAUUGUGCUCAGAACUUGGAGCUUUACUUUGCGGUAGGCGUGAUUUAUUUAUGUCUUUGGAGUGGGCUUGAAGUUUUUUUGGAAGAGGGACAACUUUCUGAAAAAAAAUCAAGAACAAGCGGGGGGGGGGUAAAUGUUUGAUUAUAUUUUUUGGGGAUGGAUUUUUUUUAAAAUUUAGAGGAGUGUUUAAAAUUUUGGAUGGAGGUUUUUUAUUUUUUGGUGGUAGGAGAAUAUGGGGGGGGGGGGGGGUUUUGGGUGGGUCACUGUUUUCUUUUAAACUUUUAGGGGGUGAAUUAAGGUAAAAUACGUAGUAUCUUCCUUUCAAAUGAAUAUUUUUAUACUCAACAACAAAUGGGAAGAACUUUCUUUUUGUAAAGGUUUUUUUAACAAAACGGAAAAAAUUUUCUUUACAAACUCAAAAACGGCAAGUACUUUCUUUACAAAACAAAAAAUGGCAAGAAAUUUCUUUACAAACUCAAAAUUUCAAUUUUGCACUGUGUAAAGAAAAUUCUUGCAUACCUUUAUUUUCUAAAUAUAAUAUGUUAUUCAUUGUAUAGCUUGUCGCCCGCAGCCAGCAACAACUAAUAUUUUUCGAAAAAUUUUUAUUUUUUUAAAAUUUACUUUUAAAAAUUAUCGUUUUGGCUCUUUAAAUCCUUUUUAAAUAAAAAAAUGAAAAAAAAUUGAAAUCGUUUCAGACCCUAGCCACAGGCCAACCAGUUCACCAACGUCAACAACAACAAGACGAAGACCCCUCAUUCGUCCACAAUUGUAUGGUCUGUGGGGUCGAGUUGCCAGUACGAUCACUGCCAAAACAUGUGCAACGUUGUUUCGUCCGAAUCGAAAAACAGUCGAGCUUCGGGACGGGUCACAAGUUCGGCAUCAACCCCCAUAACAUAAUGUGCGAGAAGUUUGACAAAAACACAAAAACUUAUUGCAAAAGGCUGAGGGUGAUAUGCUCGGAGCAUUAUAAGGACGACAUUGGGUCUGGUUUUAAGGUAAGAGGGUUUUAACUUGCAAUUUGGAAAAAGAAACUUGAAAAAUUGGUAAUGAUGGCAGUAAUGAUAGUUUAAGGCGUUUUAGGCUUAAGUUUAGAGGUUUAGUUUAUUUUAGACUUAAAAAUGAAGAACUUAAUGUUUUAGGCUUAAGUUUGGGAAUUAUGCUUGAGUUAGGAUUAUAUAUAAAAAAUGUUGAUUAAUAUAUAUUUAGCAAAGACUUUCUUUACAAACUAAAAAAAAUAUCUUUUACAGGGUGCGCGCAAUGUUCUGUUACACGGUUUUUUAAUCAAAUAUUUAUUUUAACAACAAAUAUAACUAAAACAACAACUAAUAAUAGUAACAUAUAGUACUAGUUAUAACAUAGUCAAGCGGUUUCCCUUUGCCACUACGCAGAGGCGUAAACGCUUCACAAAGUUUUCAGCGAUGGGCCGCAGGUCCUGCGGCGAAAGUUUGUCCCACUCUUCGAUCAAUGCUUGUUUCAAAGACUCCAAAGUUUGGUGUCUUCUACAACACACCCUUGCCUCCAAUAUCGACCAAAUACUGUAAUCCAUCGGGUUGAGAUCGGGGGAGUACGGAGGCCAUUCAGCUGAGGUGAUAAAGUCCGGAAAAUGGGCCCGACACCACUCCUGUGUUGUUUUGGCUUUAUGGGCUGGAGCAGAGUCCUGUUGAAACGUCCAUUUGGUGUUCUUGAAGUGUUCUCGGGACCAAGGGAGUACCACAGCUUCCAAAAUGUCCCUUUGGUACACUUCUUUGUUGAUUUUCACACCUUCAUCGACAAAAAUCAAAGAAAUCUUGCCUGAAGCACAGAUACUGGCCCAAACCAUAAUGCCCCGAGGGUGUUGACGACCUGCCACGAUAGAUUGAGCUUUAGGAGGCUCUGUUGAGUAAUAUUUGUCAUUUUGGGGAUUGUAGGCCUCUGUAAAAUGUAAAUAUCCUCUCAUCUGUGAAAAGGAUUCGUUCACAUUUUUGACCAGCGGCCCGCUGCUGAAGCAGUUUACAUCUUUUGAAACGUACCGCCUUGUUUUCUUCAGUUAGCUUCUGAACUUUUUUGAGUUUGUACGGCUUCAUCUUAAUUUUCUUUUCCACUAUGCGCCUCAAAGUAGGUUCUUUGAUUCCCGCCUCCCGGGCCAUUUUUUGUACUGGGGUCCGUGGAUUUCGCUUGAAGCGCUUCAUGAUCAUCUGACGACUGGCCACGGUCUUAACAGAUUCUGGACGACCACUUCUAGGUCUGUCACAGUCAUGUCUAAGCUCUUCGAAACGUUUUACGGCUCUGUGGACUGUCAUUCUUGAAAUAUUCAACAAUUUAGCGAUUUUGGGGUUACUUUUUCCUUCAUUAUGUAAUUUGAUGACGGCAGCCCUCAUGUGUGACAUCUAAAAACAGACAGACAAUAGACAAUGAAGACUUAACUUUUAUGAUUAUACAAUUAGAAAAACACGGAGAAUAAGACAAAAUAAACAAUUUUAAAUAAUUUAACCGCAACAUUGAGAAAACGACCGGUAAAGUUUUGUAACAGAACAUUGCGCGCACCCUGUACUCUAUCUCACCUAUCCUACUUUCCUCUACAUUACCCUGCCUUGUCUUCAGGGUCGGGCGGAAACUUUUGGUCUGGGGGCGGGGUCGAAAAAAUCGGCACAGAUAGUAUACUCUACUUUAUUCUGUCUUACCCUACUCUAAUUUACCUUCUCUUGCCCUACCGUACUCUAUCUCGCUUUACUCUACUUUACCUUACCCUACCUUACCCUACCCUACUUUAUACUACAGUAUUCUGGCUUGCCCAAUUUUGCUCUGCUUUGCCCUUUCCUACUCUGCCUUAUUCUAACUUACAUUACCCUAUCCUACAUUACUCUUCCCGACCUGAUCAACCCUGCCUGGCCCUAACUUGCCCUGUCUUGGCCCUAACCUACUUUACCCUUUGAUACCCUACCCUGCUAUUAGCCUUAACAAAAAAUUUCUGCAUUUCGCCACUUUUUUUAAUUUUUUUUCUUGUUUUAUGAAUGUUUUUAAUUUUGAUUUUCAGAUCUGUGGGUACCCACUAGCCUGGACUAGGUUCAAAGCCUUUCCAUUGGAAGAAAUGUUCCUCAAAAUGGACCUACUAGAAGAUGGAAUGUGCAUGACGGAAAGGAAAAACUGUGAAGCACAUUACAUGUGGGAACAGGUAUGGGAAAACAAUAUUUUUGUUGUCAAAAAGGCUAAUUUUGUUACCUAAACUAUUACUUUUAAACUGAAAACAUCAAUUUGUUACCUAAAACACUAUUGUUUGUCUAAAAUUUUAACUUUGUUACUUAAAAUUACAUUUUUGUAUUAGAAAAUAUUGGUUUUGUUACCUAAAAUAAUGAAAUGAUUUUAUUUGGCUAAAAAACCAGUUUUGAUACCUAAAAUACUGUUUAUUUGCUCUAAAACUAUAAUUUUGUUACCUAAAAUUACAUUUUUUAAUCAUAAAAUAUUGAAUUUCUUACCUAAACUACUAUUUUUUUGCCCUAAAACUCUAAUUUUGAUACCUAAAAUACCAAAAAAUCAUCAAACGCAUCCAUUUCCAGGCAGCCGCGGCCGUGAUCGAGAACCAACGCCUUCAGAUGUUGAUAAGAAUCGACGAGAUUCAGGACGCCUAUCGAAAACUGGCAGAAUCGAACGCCGUCCAAAGGAAUGCCAUUACUUUAUUGAUGAACUCAACCACCAAACAUACGGACAUUCAUGAAGGCAUACAGGAGAAAGUUGGACCACCAAAGCCUGUUCAUGUCUACAAAGAUGAGAAUCAGGAGAUGAUCGUGGAUGUUGAGGAUGACAUUGAGGGGGAAUUGAAGGGCCUUAGGGUAUAA